AUGUAUUCCAUUUUUGUCCUUUUUGUUGCAGCACCACCUAAAAAUUUUAAAAUCUAUGAACUCCCGGAGUUCGCUGAGGUUUGUUGCUUCAUACACUACUUUGGUGAGAAACUUGGAGUGCUCUUCACAUUUCCUAGAGUAGCCCGCCUGCUGUCAUGUGAAACCGAUGCUGACCUUCAGUCCCUGACGACACUGCUAGUGAAGCUUUUGAACAAGAUGCGAAUCCGGACGCAGUUGAACCGUUGGCAACCGGCACUUGGUCGUUUCCUUCAGCGCUACGCCUACAACAGCGAGGACUUGCUCGGUGUCGGCAAUGAUCUGAACGGUCCUAGUAGAAGUUCUCCCCUCACCACCUCCACCACUGCCGCCGCCCCCUCCUCCCCCUUCUUCUCCCUGCCGCUUGAGCUUCGUCUUCGCGUCCUUCUCUUCUGCCUGGAAGCCCAGUUUCACCUUAAUCCUGCCUUCAAGGAGAAGGUGAAGACCAUCGAUGCGCAUGUUCUGCGUUCCAGGCCCUUUGGAGUGGACGUCUUGGGCAAUGCCUACUGGCUCCUCAUUGACACUGAGUUCAACUUCCUGUUGUAUUGCGAAUCUGCGGAUGACUCGACACUCAAGCUCAUCAGUGACACUUUUGCGUCUCUGGAAGGUGUGAUAGAAGGCUUGAAGGACGAGAAGUACGCGAAAACGCCCCUGUCCGAGCUCUAUUCGUCCUGUGGAUACGUCCCGAAGCCCGAACCACCGGAAUCGAUGGACGCGCCGUCGUCGGACGUCGAGGAGACGAAGCCCAUCGAGGGUGUGGAGCGUGUGAAGGUUGAAGAACCCGAUGGUUGUGGCAAAUCGGAGGCGGUGGUGCAUAGCGAGGAGCAAGCGGCUGUGAAGGAGGCGGGGGAGGAGGAGGAAGAAGAAGAGAAGCCAGAGAUGGAGGCAGGCGUCGACAAAGCCGCGGUGUCAGCUACGUUUGAAGAAGAACCGCUUUGCCCUCAGAAAGACACCGACACUGCUGAGCACCCAGCCAAGGAGCCCACUUGUCUGCGUCGCAGUGGCCGCCUACGCAAGCAGGUUGAGUUUCUCACCAUGGAGGCCUUCACGAGUUCCAAGCCCCGUGCAAAGAAGGGCUCCUCGUCCAACUCUGUGUCUGGCGCGAAGCCAUCCAGCUCAAAGAAAAAGAAGAAGAACAAGAAGCGCGAGAGGGGCAGGACAAAGGAAAAGGCUAAUCGAAGCAAGAAAAAGCAUCGGCGAAAGAAAUCGAAGAAUGGGGGUAACGGGAAUGGCUCGCCGUGGGCUCGGUCGCUUGAAGAGUCAAACACCGAGGACGACGCCUGGACCGAUGCGAUUGACGAAAUGCUGAACAACGGGCUAGCCGACGACGACGACAACAGCAACUCCUCCCUGCCAGAGGACGAGAAGCACGCGCCCAAGGACUGGCUCGAGGAUCUUGAGAGCGACUUCGACCCGAACGCCGAGGACGUGGACGAGCCGGUCGCGGGUGGCCGGAACCUUCAGCGCCAGAAGGCCCAAGCCCUGGACGAGGCUCCUUGCCAGAUCUGCACCAAGUCGAACCACCCUGAGUGGCUACUGCUCUGCGAUUCUUGUGAUCUGGGCUUCCACGCCCAGUGUCUUCGACCUCCGCUCCACCUCAUCCCUGAGGGCGAUUGGUUCUGUCCGCGGUGCUUGCACUCUCGCCUCGUCGAAGCCCUCUCCGAGCAGCUGGUGAGCCUGAAGGCCAAGAGCAGGAAGUCGGACAGCGCCGCGCGGAUGCAAGAGCGGCUCAACUUCGUCAACAUCAGUGUCACCAACAUAUUGAGAGACGAACGCACGCGACGGCCUCCAGCCGCCGCCGCCGCCGUGGACGACAGCGAGUCCUACUACAGCGACAGUGACUCCAGUGGAGGAAGCAGCAACGCCAGUGACGACAAGACCGCGUCACGACUCAAGCGAAAGCGUCCGCGGUACAACAACAGCAGCGCUUCGUCCGAGGAGGGCGAGGAGGAGGCGGCAGCGGCGGAGGAAACACCGCGUAUUCGCGCCACUCGUCGACAAGGUGUCCGCUACAAUGUGAACGCGGCCUUCGAGGAACUCGACGAGAUGCUCGCUGCCGACGAAAAGUACGCCAUGGAGAAGUUGGAGCGUGACCAGGUAAAGAAGAAUCCGCCAGCGGAGUCGCUAGACGACGUGGGCUCCAACGGUCCUCCUCUUAUCGGCGCGCCUUUGCACAAAGCUGUUCGCAAAAAGGCCAUCUCGUCGUCGUCGUCCUCGGAGUCUGACGGGGCGGGACGACGGCGCCGGCGCAGACGUGUCUCUUCUGGCAGUGAGGACUUCCAGCCGUCGAAUGAACAGGACGACGAGGAGGAGGAAGAUGACGAGUUAGCGUCGCCUUCUGCCUCCUCGGAAGAUCCGCCGUCGUCCGAGAACAGUUGGGAGGUCGGUCGGAGAUCCCGGGGCCUGCGUCGUCGAGCAACCAGUGGGCGGAAUCGCGGUAGAAGAAAAAGGACUAGCCGCCGACGCAUUCCACGAUUCGAGGGCUCCUCAAGUAACGACGACAGUGGACCGCGAGUUAGGCGCAGCGCCCGAACUCGUGUGAAUUACAACGAAAUCGACACCACUGAAGACGAGGAUGAGGUAGAGAAGAAGGAAAACGAUGACAAUCCAUUUUCUGGACAAAGACGGCGACGCACUGUCGCUUCCUCGGGCAGUGAAUACGCUCCUAGCGACCAGGAAGUUGCCGAGGCCGAUGCGGGUGAGGGGGCGGAGGCUUCAGGAGCAGUGAAACCUUCGCCAUCUCACGUGUCACAAUUGCCGGUAGCUAGUCGUGGAACAUCAGACUCUUCUGGUAGUGAGGACCAAGUCGGAGACGAAUCGGGAUCGCCUCAACGAGCACCAGCCUCUCCCAGUGAAACUGGACGCGACGUGAUGGUGAAGAAGGAGAUGUCACCGCGUGGAAGCCACGCAACCCCUAGUGACCUUGAUAUCGACGAAUCGGAGGAGGAAGAGGGCGAUGCAGCCGUCAGCGUCACCUCUCAAAACCUUGUAAUCGAUGAGCACACCUCUCCAACACCCGGCAACGAAAGGUCACCGACAAUUCGUGCCACUUCCGAGGUUUCAGGAGGUCCGAUGGACGCUGCGCGAUCUGGCAGUCCGUCAUUUUGA
Messenger RNA from Mesocestoides corti, 3144 nucleotides. Lineage: Eukaryota; Metazoa; Platyhelminthes; Cestoda; Cyclophyllidea; Mesocestoididae. The record is from the annotation of a GenBank genome assembly.